This is a messenger RNA of Oryza brachyantha (malo sina), 6103 nucleotides long. Its product is annotated as callose synthase 11-like. Bases 443 to 5821 code for a protein of 1792 amino acids. Gene Ontology annotation, biological process: (1->3)-beta-D-glucan biosynthetic process. Gene Ontology annotation, cellular component: plasma membrane; 1,3-beta-D-glucan synthase complex. Lineage: Eukaryota; Viridiplantae; Streptophyta; Magnoliopsida; Poales; Poaceae. Gene Ontology annotation, molecular function: 1,3-beta-D-glucan synthase activity. The record is from RefSeq and is a predicted model, not a curated record. The transcript is spliced from 3 exons.
AAUAAAAUAAACAGGCCUGGCCCCCAGAGAAGAGGGAGAACGAAGCAUCUGCGCUAGGCGAAACCGUCUCUCAAUUGAGCUAAACAGCUGGGAGGCCGCGGAAGUAGCAGUGAUAUCGACGGAGUCACGGAGGUGAAAACGGAAGCAGCGGGAAGCGAGUUGCAGGGAGGCAACUGAUAGACCCAAGAAGGGGUAAUCUCUUUACUUAUCUCUAUCACUAUCACUGCAUGUGGAACAUUUCUUCCUGUUCCUCACUAUCUCAAUUCUCAAAUUUUCCCCUCUACAAUCCCGGCCAGAUUUCAAGAAGGGAUCGGGCAGAGGUUGAGCCGACUGAGACGAGGCGACGCGAGGCCACUUUGCAAGCAUUUCGCAGCGGCGGCGGCGGCGGCGGAUCCAUCCGCUGGCUGCGUGAGAAGGCGGCGAGGGCGGGGGCCGGGGCGAGAUGAGCCUGCUGCGCAACCGCCGCGCCGCGGCUGCGGCGGCGGCGGCGGCGGGUUCGGGGGAGGUGCCGGUGGUGCGCGCGGCGUACAACAUCAUCCCGAUCCAGGACGUGGCGAUGCACGGGGACCACCCGUCGCUGCAGGUCCCCGAGGUGCGGGCGGCGCUGGAGGCGCUGGCGCACGCCUCCGACUUCCCGGCGCCGCCGCUAGCCCGCGUGUGGGACCCGUUCCGCGCCGACCUCUUCGACUGGCUCGGCGCCACCUUCGGGUUCCAGGCGGACAACGUCCGCAACCAGCGGGAGCACCUCGUGCUCCUCCUUGCCAACGCGCAGCUGCGCGCGCCGGCGGCCACCUUCCCCAAGGACCACCCCGCCGACGUCCUCCACCACUCCGUCGCCCGUGGCAUCCGCAGGAAGCUCCUCAAGAAUUACACCUCCUGGUGCGCCUACCUCGGCCAGAAGCGGCACUUCGGCCGCCGCACCGGCGCCGCUCCGGGGGCCGGCCGUGACAUCCGCAUGGACCUCCUGUACACGGCGCUGUACCUGCUCAUCUGGGGGGAGGCUGCCAAUUUGAGGUUCAUGCCGGAAUGCCUCUGUUACAUCUUCCACUACAUGGCCCUCGACCUCCACCAUGUCCUCGAACAGUCCAUUGAUAUCGAGACAGGGCAGCCUGCAAUGCCUGCAGUACGCGGCGAGGAUGCCUUCCUGAUCCACGUAGUGAGGCCGAUUUACAACGUCCUCAAGAACGAGGUGGAUGCCAGCCGGAACGGGACCAAGCCGCACUCGGCAUGGAGAAAUUACGAUGAUGUCAAUGAGUACUUCUGGAGUCGACGAGUUUUCAAACGUCUCCGGUGGCCACUGGAUACAUCGAGGAACUUCUUUGCAGAGCCGGGUAAGACCGGGCGUAUUGGCAAGACUGGUUUUGUUGAGCAGCGUUCAUUCUGGAAUGUCUACCGCAGUUUUGAUAGGAUAUGGGUGAUGCUUAUUCUUUUCUUUCAAGCUGCAAUGAUUGUUGCAUGGGAUGGUAGUACUAGUACCCGUCCAUGGGAUAGCCUCAGCCACCGGGACAUCCAAGUCCGAGUGCUGUCUGUGUUCAUCACCUGGGGUGGACUGCGCUUUGUUCAGGCAAUGCUUGAUGCGGGUACUCAGUACAGUCUUGUGUCGAGGGAAACAACAACACUGGCUGUUCGGAUGGUGCUCAAGGUGCUUGUUGCUGCAGGGUGGACAAUUACAUUUAGUGUACUCUAUAAAAGAAUGUGGGAUCAACGGUGGCGAGAUCGCAGGUGGUCCUUCGCUGCCAAUACCAGAGUGUUGAAUUACCUUGAGGCAGCUGCUGUGUUCGUCAUCCCGCAAGUGCUUGCGAUUUUGCUCUUCAUCAUCCCCUGGAUUCGCAAUUUCCUGGAGAAAACUAAUUGGAGAAUUCUAUAUGUUCUCACCUGGUGGUUCCAGACACGUACAUUUGUUGGUCGUGGUCUGAGGGAAGGUCUCAUUGAUAACAUCAAGUACUCAAUAUUCUGGGUGUGUCUCCUUGUUUCUAAGUUUGGCUUCAGCUACUUUCUCCAGAUUAAGCCAAUGGUGGGGCCAACAAAGGUAAUCUUCAAACUGCAUGACAUCAAGCGUAACUGGUUUGAGUUCAUGCCUCAUACAGAGCGCAUUGCAGUAAUCAUCCUGUGGGUUCCAGUUAUCAUCAUUUACCUCAUGGAUCUCCAGAUAUGGUAUGCAGUCUUCUCAUCACUAACAGGGGCACUUAUUGGCCUUUUCUCACAUCUGGGGGAGAUUCGCAGCAUUGAGCAGCUGCGCUUGAGGUUUCAGUUCUUUGCAAGUGCAAUGCAGUUCAAUUUAAUGCCAGAGGAGCACCUGGACACUGUUCAUGGUAGCAUCCGCAGCAAGUUCUAUGAUGCAAUCCAUCGGCUGAAGCUCAGGUAUGGGUUUGGCCGUCCGUAUAGGAAGAUUGAAGCAAACGAGGUGGAAGCUAAGAGAUUUGCACUGAUUUGGAAUGAGAUCAUUCAGACAUUUAGGGAAGAGGACAUUAUUAGCGAUGAGGAGGUUGAAGUUCUUGAGUUGCCACCAGUUGUGUGGAGAAUUCGUGUGGUACGGUGGCCAUGUUUGCUACUUAAAAAUGAACUUCUUCUUGCUCUUAGUCAAGCAGAAGAGCUGGUAGCUGAUGACAGAACACAUUGGUUCAAGAUAUGUAACAAUGAGUACAGGAGAUGUGCAGUAAUUGAAGCUUAUGACAGCAUACGUCACUUGCUGCUGGAAAUAAUCAAGGAGAGAACUGAUGAACACAUUAUUGUCAAUCAGCUGUUCUUUGCAUUUGAUAGUGCGAUAGAACAUGGAAAGUUCACUGAAGACUAUAAGUUAACUUUAUUGCCUCGAAUUCAUAAAUCUAUAAUCUCCUUAUUGGAUCUUCUAUUGAAGGAAAACAAGGAUCAGAUCAAGAUUGUUCGUACCUUGCAGGAUCUCUAUGAUCUUGCAGUCCAUGAUUUACCAAAGAAGAAGAAGGACUUUGCACAGCUGAGGCUAGAAGGGCUAGCACCAUCAGGAACAACUGAAUCUCAGCUGCUUUUUCAGGAUGCCAUAAAAUGUCCAGAUAAUCAUGAUGUUAGCUUCUACAAGCAGGUGAGAAGGCUCCAUACGAUUCUCACAUCCAGGGAUUCUAUGAACAGUGUUCCCAAGAAUCCUGAGGCUCAACGGCGCAUAACCUUCUUCAGCAACUCCCUGUUCAUGAACAUGCCUCGUGCUCCCACUGUUCAGAAGAUGAUGGCAUUCAGUGUUUUGACCCCGUACUAUAAUGAAGAUGUGCUGUACAACAAGGACCAGCUUCGUCGUGAGAAUGAAGAUGGCAUCUCAAUCUUGUUUUAUCUCCAAAAGAUUUAUGAAGAUGAUUGGAGAAACUUUUUACAACGCAUGCAGAGGGAAGGAAUGGUCAAUGAUGAUGAUAUUUGGGCUGGAAAAUUCCAGGAUCUCCGACUUUGGGCUUCGUACAGGGGGCAGACUUUAGCACGAACUGUAAGGGGAAUGAUGUACUACUACAGGGCUCUCAAGAUGCUUGCUUUUCUCGAUACUGCCUCUGAGGUAGAAAUUACAGAAGGAACAAAACGGCUGGCUUCCUAUGGUUCAGUUAGGCAUGAGAAUGAUGUAUAUCCCAUGAAUGGUGGUUUACAACAACGACCUCGAAGGAGGUUAGACAGAGGAACCAGUACUGUAAGUCAACUGUUUAAAGGCCAGGAAGAUGGUGAUGCUCUCAUGAAGUACACCUAUGUGGUUGCUUGCCAGAUAUAUGGACAACAGAAAAAGGCGAAAGAUCAACGUGCUGAAGACAUCCUAACUCUUAUGAAGAAAAAUGAGGCCCUCCGUGUUGCUUAUGUUGAUGAGGUCAGUUCUGGGAUGGGUGGUAUGCAAUACUAUUCUGUCCUCAUUAAAUUUGAUACUGUCUUGCAGAGAGAGGUUGAAAUAUACCGGGUUAGGUUGCCUGGUCCACUGAAACUUGGGGAGGGGAAACCGGAAAACCAAAACCAUGCCAUCAUAUUCACGCGAGGUGAUGCUGUGCAAACGAUUGACAUGAACCAGGAUAAUUAUUUUGAGGAGGCCCUCAAGAUGCGUAAUCUGCUAGAACAGUACGAUUAUUAUCAUGGGAGCCAGAAACCAACGCUGUUGGGAGUCCGGGAACAUGUCUUCACUGGAUCUGUGUCUUCACUUGCUUGGUUCAUGUCUGCACAAGAAACAAGCUUUGUUACCCUUGGGCAACGGGUUCUUGCUAAUCCAUUGAAGGUUCGGAUGCACUAUGGACAUCCUGAUGUAUUUGAUCGCCUUUGGUUUUUAACUCGAGGUGGUAUAAGCAAAGCAUCCAGGGUAAUCAAUAUCAGCGAGGACAUAUUUGCAGGUUUCAACUGUACCCUACGUGGUGGCAAUGUUAGCCACCAUGAGUAUAUACAGGUUGGUAAGGGACGUGAUGUUGGGCUCAAUCAGAUAUCAAUGUUUGAAGCAAAGGUUUCUAGUGGCAACGGUGAGCAGACCCUAAGUAGGGAUAUCUACAGACUUGGUCAUAGACUGGAUUUUUUUAGGAGUCUUUCUGUCUUCUAUACUACAGUAGGAUUCUACUUCAACACAAUGCUGGUGGUCUUGACAGUUUACACUUUUGUUUGGGGACGCCUGUAUCUAGCUCUUAGUGGUCUUGAGGCUGGAAUUCAGGGCAGUGCUAAUGCAACCAACAAUAAAGCCUUGGGUGCAGUUCUGAACCAGCAAUUUGUCAUACAGCUUGGCCUCUUCACUGCUUUGCCAAUGAUUAUAGAGAACUCUCUUGAACAGGGUUUUCUGCCUGCUGUCUGGGAUUUUUUCACCAUGCAAAUGAUGUUUUCGUCCAUGUUCUACACAUUUUCCAUGGGAACGAAAAGCCAUUACUACGGCCGGACAAUUCUUCAUGGCGGUGCUAAGUAUCGUGCUACUGGCCGUGGUUUUGUUGUGCAGCAUAAGAGUUUUGCUGAAAAUUACAGGCUGUACGCAAGGAGCCACUUCAUAAAGGCAAUAGAACUUGGUAUAGUAUUGACUGUGUAUGCAGCUCACAGUGUGAUUGCAAGGGAUACACUUGUUUACAUAAUCAUGAUGAUAUCUAGCUGGUUUCUAGUGGUAUCAUGGAUCAUGGCUCCAUUUGCUUUUAAUCCAUCUGGCUUUGAUUGGUUGAAAACAGUGUAUGACUUUGAUGAUUUCAUGAACUGGAUCUGGUACCCUGGUAGUAUCUUUUCUAAGGCUGAACACAGCUGGGAAGUUUGGUGGUAUGAGGAGCAGGAUCAUCUACGAACAACUGGUCUUUGGGGAAAAAUUUUGGAGAUAUUGUUAGAUCUCAGAUAUUUCUUUUUUCAGUAUGGGGUUGUAUACCAGCUGAAGAUUGCAAAUGGGAGCAGAAGUAUUGCUGUUUAUCUUCUUUCCUGGAUAUGUGUGGCUGUGAUUUUUGGCAUUUUUGUCCUAAUGUCGUAUGCUCGAGACAAGUAUGCUGCAAAACAGCACCUUUACUACCGGAUCAUCCAAACUGGUGUCAUCAUUCUUGCAGUGGUAGUGCUGAUAUUAUUUCUGGAAUUUACUACGUUCCAAAUCAUUGACAUCUUCACUAGCCUUUUGGCAUUUAUUCCAACUGGUUGGGGCUUGAUUUGCAUUGCUCAAGUGAUUAGGCCAUUCAUCGAAUCUACUGUUGUCUGGGCCAGUGUUGUUUCUGUCGCACGUUUGUAUGAGAUACUGCUAGGGGCAUUUGUUAUGGCGCCAGUUGCAUUCUUUUCCUGGUUGCCUGGAUUUCAGGAAAUGCAGACAAGGGUACUUUUCAAUGAAGCUUUCAGCAGAGGUCUCCAGAUAUCCCGCAUUCUUGCUGGCAAGAAAACAAUUGCAGUUUGAGGUUCUAACAAGGUUGCUACAGUUAGGCCGUCCUCCAUCACCUCUGUACAGCUUCUUAUUCAAUGUGGAAGGAUUUCUGUUUACUGAUAUAGCUUAGAUCCAUAUUGAACUUUUUGAUAGCUGUUUAGCUUCAGCUAUCUCUAUUCUAGAUGUUCAGAUUUGUACUGGGUAGGCCUCUCCCGUUUUGCAUUUUCAUAGAGCUAGUUGUAUGUAGAUGAUUCUAUUGCAGUAGCACCCCUGAGCUAUAAUGGCUUGUUUGUUGACCUGGGUGGAUGUUCCAUU